GAGCGGCAAACAUAGCAGCAAGCCAGCAAGAGUGGAAAAGAAACAAACGGCCACACCCAGACGGGGAAGACAGCGAGAAACGGGGGCGACCUUCCCAACAGCAGCAAAGCGACCGAGCUACCUCCCCGUCGUUUCCGGCUCUCCUCUCUCCUCCCCUCUGCCCGUCUCCCGCGCCCGCGGCCCAGCCGGCUCCUCCUCGCUCGGAGUCGGAGUCGGAGCCAGCAGGAGGCAUCGCGACGUCUCGCGCCAUGCGGGAUCGCGAUCUGCUAGGGUUUCCUCCGGCGGCGGGCGCGGCCAUGUCGUCGGCCGCGGCGCUCCUCCUCCUCCCACUCCUCGCCGCCGCGGGCGAGGGGGCGCCGGUCUCGGUCUGCGCGCCGCCGCCCGCCGCCGCCGUCAUCCUGCGGCACGCGUCCACCUCCUGUCGGACGGUGGACGCCCUGGGGCUCCGGGGCCACCGCGCCGGCGUCGUCGAGGGGGAUGAUGGGGCGCUGCAAAAGGCAGUAGCACUUGUGCUGCAGAACAGGGAAGAUUUUGUCGCUAUUCUUUUUUAUGCUUCGUGGUGUCCUUUUUCUAAAAUUUUCUGGACAGAUUUUCAAAAGCUGUCAUCCUUUUUCCCAACAAUUGCUCAUUUUUCUUUUGAAGAAUCUAAUAUCAAACCAAGAGUAUUGUCAAGGUAUGGGGUUCGUGCAUUCCCGACAAUUUUCCUUCUUAACUCUACAGUGCGUGUGCGUUAUCAUGGAUCUCGGGCCAUGAAUUCCCUCGCUGUGUUCUAUAAAGAUGUUACAGGCCUGAAUCCUGUGUCAUUGGACGCCACAUCCCUGGAGAGAAUGGAGGAUACAGUUACUAUAAUUGAUCACGACAAAAAGACUGAAAAGGAGGAUUCUCUGUUAUCAUGGGCAAGAUCACCAGACCGGUUACUUCAUCAAGAUACAUGUCUUGCAUUGGCUAGCUCCUUUGUCCUCUUGAGGUUGCUUCAUUUCCUUCUUCCCAAGAUUAAUGCAUGUAUGAAGCAAGCCUGGAGGACACGACUUUAUGAAUUGAAUAGGUUGUUUCCUAGCUUGUCUUGAGGAAGGCAAUGUGAACUCGAAACUUGAACUGGCUCUCUAAUAAGGCAGCACACUUAUAAGAAGUGAUGCAGACAGCAAACCGGAUCAUGAGGAAGCCACUGGUUAAUACACAUUGGUGGCUCAUGGCUGAGUAGUGAAAAUAUACUGCUACCAACUCUGUAUACCUUAAAGGUCAGAAGGUCUCAUCAAUGGAUGCACUGCUUUCCAUCCAUGUCGAACUCAUUCCAUGUCAACUAUGUAUGGUCUUACUGCAAUCAUAUGUGACGUUCUUGGAAAUUGCUGACUCAAUGGUAGUCAUGUGUACAAUUGUACCAUUAGCCAUCUCCGUCUGAGUUCAGAUUUGUAUCUUGGUGUUACUCCUGAUAAACAAAAAAAGACAUGUAUUCUAAGAAAGAUCGUUCAUUUAUGUUAGUCAUAGGCAUGGUUGAUAUGUUUGUGAUCCAAUAGAAGUAGGUCAAGUCUAUACCUUUUGUUUUCCCAUUCUGUUGACCCACCGGGUUGUUAUAGUAGUAAAGUUUGCUGGCUGUAAAUGGAAUUGCUGCCUCAUUUUGCAGGCGAUACAAUCUUAUUUGACGCAGUAACCAUUAACCAAUGUAUUUUAUCAA
This is a messenger RNA of Sorghum bicolor (sorghum), 1672 nucleotides long. RefSeq names its product 5'-adenylylsulfate reductase-like 4. The record is from RefSeq and is a predicted model, not a curated record. The transcript is spliced from 4 exons. Lineage: Eukaryota; Viridiplantae; Streptophyta; Magnoliopsida; Poales; Poaceae. Bases 249 to 1067 code for a protein of 272 amino acids.